AUGACAUCACUCCCAGGAAGUGAAAUCGUCACGCCUCUCCAGGAGUGCGCCCAGGAGGCGCCCAGGAGGCCCGUUCCAGCACUUUUUAUGCCACUGACCAGGGCCAGCGCCUCCAUUGAGGCAACCCUGGCGAUCGCCUUCAGCGCUGAGGAGCCAGAGGGGGUGCCGGGGCCGGGGGGGCGCACCGUGGAGCUGGUGGCAGCCGUGGACAAAUGGGCCGAGAAGGAGGCCAAGCUGAGAAGAACCCUCAAGCAGGUUCUGGAUGGUGACGUCCUUUGGAGCAACCCCCUGGAACCGGUGACCUUGCCCCAGGCUGACUGCCUGCUCGACGUAGAAUGCCUGGAGGCUGCCUGCAAGGACCUCAGCGCCUUGCGGGCUGCUCUGAAGAACAUCAGCUCCCUGCUGAAGCUCGGGGGAACCCUGGUGUCGGCUGGGGUUUUGGGGUGCAGUUUCUACAUGGUCGGCCCCCGCAAGUUCUCCUUCUUGGUCUUGACCGAGGAGAUCCUGAGAGAUGCUCUCAACACAAGUGGAUUUGCUGUUGUGGAGUUUCAGUCAGAGCCCAGAUUUACCAAGAAUAUGUUUAACCUCUGUGAUUACUCUGGUAAAUAUUUCUUCAUUGCCCGCAAAGAGAAGGAGGCAUAAAACAAUGAGGGAGCAAAAGGGGUAGAUUUGUAUCCCCAAAGGGAUCAAAACAGCUUAAGUAGUUGACCUUAGAUUUGGGGAGGCCCAAGGGCCAA
Molecule: messenger RNA, 737 nt
Organism: Eublepharis macularius
Lineage: Eukaryota; Metazoa; Chordata; Lepidosauria; Squamata; Eublepharidae
Product: nicotinamide N-methyltransferase-like
Exons: 3
Coding region: 1-642 (213 amino acids)
Cellular component (GO): cytosol
Molecular function (GO): N-methyltransferase activity
Source: RefSeq, a predicted model, not a curated record